AUGAUGAAUCUUAAACUUAUAUUUGUUGAAUUUGGUUAUUGGCUUAUUAAUUUACUGGACUGCGGGUUCACCCGUCAGUAUAUCUUUAAUAAUAAUCUUAUGAACUCUUUGUUCACACUGGUUUGGAAUACUGAUAACACGUCACAGAGUGAUAAGACGUCUGGAGCGUCUAAUAGUGGUUGCUGUGACGGAAAACAGGAACUUGAAUACAACGCUGAGAAGACGACUGAAGAGAUGGAUCCAUCUAAUGAUGACUACCAGAAGAAGACUGAAGAUAUGGAAAGGGAAACAUUGUUGCUUAGACAACAGAAUAAGGACAAAGAGAAGAAGAUCGAAGAUUUUCAAAAGGAAAAUCUGUUGUCUAAACAACAGAGGAGGGACAAGGAUAGUAAGAUAAGCGAUAUGGAACAGGAGAUGGAAAUUUUGAGGACAAAUCUUGAACGGUUGAAGUCCCGGGCAAAGGAGAACGACACUGAGGACAUGAGUAGCCAUAAUGCAGCUGAUGGAUCAGAGGACGCUCCAUCCAAAAAGCCUAAAAAAAAGAAAAAUCGCUUUCUUUGGCUAAAAGAUUCUUUGUCGAAACAGGAUGGAGGAAAUCCCAGCAAGAAGAAACCAUGUAAAAUAAAAAAGGUCUUUAAGCAGCUUAAGGAUCGCAUGGCCAAGCUGGCUCCAAGACGUGCUGGUGCUCCCUCUGAGAAGCCUAGAAAAAGGAUGAAAGGCUUCAAAAAGCUCAAGAAUAGUCUAGCAAAUCUGGGUGGUAAACAAAAAGCAGCUGCCUCCAGUGUGAAGAGAGAUUGUUUCCAGCUGCUUAGGGAUGGCAAAGCAGAGCUGGCUAAAGGAAAUUCUGCUGAGGCCAUCAAACUGCUCUCAGAGGCAAUUGAAAUGGGGCAGUUUGAUUUCAUUCCCCUAGGUGAUGCCCUCUUCCACCGAGGAGUGGCUAAAUUCUUCCUGAAACAGUGGGAAGAAGCUAUGGAAGACUGCACAGAAUCCAUCAAACAGGUGAGGCUUCAUGCAAGAUGCUUCCUGGUUCGAGGCUGUUGCUGGAUACUGUUAGGAAAGUAUAAUGAAGCUUUCAAGGAUUUUGAAGAAUAUGUUACUUCCAAUGUUCAUCACCCUAAGGAAUACUAUUGUCUGGCCAAAAAGAUAGAAUGUGAGGCCAAAACAAUAAGAAAAAUAGAGGAUGCCAUGAUUACCCUUGGUGUGUUUGAAAACGCAACAAUGGAGCAAAUCAGAAAGUCAUACAGGGCCCUCUGCUUGAAGUAUCAUCCUGACAAGAACCGAUGGGAUGACACUCAGACCAUAUUGAAGAAGCAAGAAACAUGCAAAAAAAUCAUCACAGCAUAUAAAUUUUUGACAAGUGAAGGGAAUUUUGAGAAAAACCUGGAAAAGUUGCAGAAGUUAAAAGAGAUGAAACUUGAACUUGUGAAGAUUGUUGAAAAACUAUUAUACUAG
Macrobrachium nipponense is the source of this 1452-nucleotide messenger RNA. RefSeq lists its product as uncharacterized. The transcript has a single exon. NCBI's taxonomy places the organism in Eukaryota, Metazoa, Arthropoda, Malacostraca, Decapoda, Palaemonidae. The record is from RefSeq and is a predicted model, not a curated record. Bases 1 to 1452 code for a protein of 483 amino acids. Gene Ontology annotation, molecular function: protein binding.